GCCCCAGGCACGGCGCCCUCUGGGAAGUGUAGUCUGCGCUUGCGUCGUUACCGCUGUGAGGCUGGGGGCUGCGGGCGGAAGCGGGACCACCCCUCCCGGGAUGCGAAGCGCCAGACCGACCCAGACGAGCCAACUCUGCGGUUCUCGGUGUAGCGAGUUCCCCGGCCCCGCUUCCUGUCGUGCAGAACUGGGCCGCUGUCCCCGAGGGUCUCGAGGGUCUCGGUGCAGCCUCCAGCCAGAGCCGCACCGGAAGCUGGGUGGGCCAGGGAGUCGCGAAGCUGAGUUCCGCCAUGGCGCUCCAGAUGUCGGCAGUCAGUGGAGAUGCUGUCCCUGGCCAGAUGUGUGACUGGAGCCUAACUACUUCAAAACGUCAGGACUCUGGGUGCGUGAGUCCAUGUAUGCACAUUGAUGGCUGUCAGCUGUCAGGAAUGGCAGGCAGAGAGAUGUCGGGGAGUGGAUGACAAUGCUGCCAGUUUGUAGCAGAGAUAGUUUUUAAAAUCAGUGACACAAAUGCAUGAAAUAGGCAGUAGAGUCUCCUCUGCCUUAUUAGAAGCGUCGCCAUUUUCUUUACGAUUCCUUCCUGCAAAGCAUGCUUGUUUCUAACCUAGAUGGCUUCUUUCCUUAAUUUUACAUUCUGUUUGUGUUAUUUGCAUGGUUAAUUUCUGCCAUCAUUGAAGCUCGUGCCUAUCAGAUGUUGGUCAUUGUCUGAGUUUUCAUGGCUGUUUUAAUGAUCACUUUUAAAGUAAGAGCUUUUGCUUUUAUCUUACAAAGCCGCAGGAAGCAGGUGAGCAUAGUCGCUAAAGGUGUGGAGUGUAGAUGUAAAGUGUUUCCUGAAGGCCCUGGGAUUCUGGGCUCCUUCUGAGCAGGAGGUCCCUAAUGACCACACUACAAUGCUAUUUCGAUGCUAAGUGGCAAUAGUGGGAGGGCUGGGGUAGGGAGCAUGGUGAGGUGGAUCUGUCAGACUGCGGCCUAGGGGGCUUUGUGGACAUCACUUCUGCUGCAUGCUUCUGCUGCGUGAGCCUGGUGGUGGGUGUCACAGCUCUCCGCAGUGGAAUUGACCAAGGCUGUACCAGGGUUUGUGGACAGUUGAAGCCAUGAAGGGCAGGUAGGACUGGAAAAGUGGAGGUGGGACCUCCUGCCAGCAGCUAGGAACCUGGACCCACACUGGAGCUGAGAUCAGGGGCCCUAAGCAUAGGUCAGGCCUAUGAGCGCCUGACUCACCUGCUACCUGGCUGGCAGGUGGAAAAGGGUCAGUGUCUCUAGAUCUUCAAGGCUUCCUGAGGUUUUUGUUGCUGUUCCUCCCCCGCCUUUUGAUGGUGUUUAAUUUCUGACAUAAAUUAUGUCAUCCCUGCUGAAGAGCAUUAAGUGAGAUUUUAUUUAAUUUUAUUUAUUUAUUUAUUUAUUUAUUUAUUGCUAUGUGGGUUGAUUAACCCCAGUUCAGAAAUCUAAGAUGGAAAAUGCUCCAGAGGGCAAAGCUUUUGAGCACUGUGAUGCCACGUGUGGAGAAGUCCACAUCUGAGCUCCUUUAAAUGUUUGUAGUCAAAGUACAACAUACCAAAAACACUGUAAAAGUUACCAUUAGCUAGGUAUAUACAAAAGAACACAGUUGAGUGUCAUCUCUAAAAUAACUCAUUAUGUACAUGAAAACAUUCAAAACCAAAUAUUCAAAAUGGAUCUGUCCCCAGGAAUUUGGGAUAAAGAAUACUAGACCUUGGCUGUUUUUAUAAGCUGAUGUCCCCCUUUCAAUGCCACAGUGCUAGAGUUCCAGGUCCUUGGACAUUCACUUCUUCACUGACAGAGUGAAUGUAGGGCUUGCCUGCGUACUUAGGAAUGUAGUUUCAUCUUUCCAAGUUACACCCAUGGUGACCUUGUUUCUAAAAGGUUGCUGACAGCACAUCAUCCUGGGCACCCAGCUAGCCCCACCACUGUCCCAGUUACUGCUUCUCCCAGGCCAGGUCCCACCUACUUCUGCACACCAAGAGACCCAUGUGGCUCACUGAGUUCUAAGGGACAGUUUGGGUGGGCCUUGUUGGCAUGGUUGCAGCCAACCCCCCCGGAGACUGUACCCACAGGUGCCCAUCAGCUUCAAGGACUUGGCUGUGCGGUUCUCUGAAGAGGAAUGGCGGCUCCUGCAGGAGGGGCAGCGGGAAUUCUACAGAGACGUGAUGCGGGAAAACUACGAGACGUUGGUGUCUGUGGGGACCUCUGAGCUGCUUCCUCUCUCUGCUUUCCUGUCACCUGCAGAGGCUGGAGGAGCCACAUCAGGAGAGAGCCACCAGGAUAAGGGACAAAAACCCCAUUUGGAGCAUAGUUCCCAGGGAGAGCAGCCUCAGCAGAGCCUACACCUCACCGCAUUAGUGCAGCUGGUGAAGGAGAUUCCAGAGUUCUUGUUUGGAGAAGUGAAGGGUACUGAGGACUACUCCGAGAGUGGGAGCACCAGUCUGGAUGGGGAGCAAACAAGCCCCGAGGUAGCUGUGGUUGUGGAAGCUUGCCCUCCCCGAGGCCUGCUCAAUUCUCUUCCGGAGAGCCCUGCAAGCCACCCCAGCCUGGCCACCACACCCACAGGCAGCUCAACUUCCGGUGGCCCUCCUGGAGACUGGGCACACGGAAGCCCCUUACCUGCUAUAGGAACUGAUGAUAAGCCAUUAUCUAUAGAGAAGGAAGGUGUAGGAGCCUCGAGAGAGACCUCCAUUCAUUCCACUCAAAGCCUGGGCCAGAGCAAGAGUUACCUAAGACAGGAGCGAGGCAGCAUGGGAACAGGAACCCUUCCUGAGAACAGCCCAUUGCAAGGCCUCAUCAACUGUUUGAAGGAGAUCCUUGUGCCCAGACCCCAGCACCGGGGGACAGCCCCAGACUUGCCGCCUUCUCUCCCUGGCUUGAGUGUGUUGAAGCAGACGAGAGCUGAGGUAGAGGCUGGGAGCCUGCCCUGCCCGGUGAAGACAGAGGCAGCAUCCGGAGAUUGUCCCCUUCAGGGCCUGCUGAACUGUCUGAAGGAGAUCCCAAAAGCUCCAGACCGACGUCCCAGCCCCUCAGGAGCAUCAGACUUGCAGCUGCAGGAGGACCCAGGGAAAAGACAUUCUGGAGGGAUGAGACACCUCCAGACUCCUCCCCACCCUAGUCAUGAAGCUGGCAGUAUGCUUGCCACGGUGAAGGUAGAAGAUGGCUGGGCCCAGAGUCCCCCAGUGCCAGCAUCCUGCCAGCUUAGCAGGCAAGGCUAUAGCUCCUAUUCCACUGGAGACAACAGAGAGGUCCGUGUGCCCCGCUGGGGCCCCAUGACUCUAGCCAGCAGGGCCUCAAGCUCACCCCUAGAAGCUCUGGAGGCCUGUCUGAAGGGCAUCCCUCCAGGUGGGUCAUCACCUCUUCAGUCACUAGCCAUCUCAUGGUCCAGAAGUCCUCAGCUAGGAGAUGCCGGGUCUCAGAGGUUUGAGCUACAGCAACAAGGAUCUCACAGUGAAGAAGCUACAAGGGAGCCACUUCUGCCUCUGAGCUUGCAGGGCUACAUGAGAGAAGGACCUGGGGUUCAACCCUGUGGCUCCCAGGGUACCCCUACCAGCUUCUCCUCAGCCAGCAGCAGUGAUGGGGAUCUGGAUUUCAGGAGCCCCAGGAGCAGCCAGGGGCAACGGCUUGGGAAAGGCUAUCUACCAGGAAACUCUCCACUCCAAGGCCUGGAGAACUGCCUGAGAGAGAUCCCUAUUCCCAGGCCACAGGCUGCCUGGCCAUGCUCCUCGGCUGUCAACAGGGGAUUGAAGAGAACAGAGCCCAGGAACUGGACUGGAGACAGAGAAGGACUGAGAGGUGAGGCCUCUGAGCCACCCCACCUCAGACAGCGUCCUGGAGAAGUGCCCAGCAGGAGUCUGCAUCAAGACAGUCCACAGACCUGUACUUCCACCUGCCACCAAGUGACCACCAGGCCAGGAACAUGGCAAUGGCCACAAGAGGAGACAGCCACCAUGCCCUCCCCUCUGCACCGCCUGGAGAACUCUCUGAGGGGGAUCUUGCCUGUGAGGCCCUUGCGUUUCACCUGCGUGACUGGCCCUGGCCCCAGUCCCAGCCCUUGCUCCAGCUCCAGCUUCAGCAGCUCUGAUGGAGAAGACCUAAGACCAGAGCCUGCAUUUUGGCAGUCACCCCUCCAGCAGAAAGACCAGCCUCCCUCCUGUAAGGACCCUGUUCGUCUGUGCCCUGUCUCUGGCGCAUCUCCAAGAGUCAACAGCAAUAGCUGUUCUGCGGAAGACCGUGAGAGAACAGAGCCCAGGGACUGCAGCAGCCUCAGCGCAGGAAGAGCAGAAGAGAAGCCCCACCCACCCAGAAGAGAAGAUGGUGCAGAGCGCACACGCCAGCCUGGGCCUGUCACCAAUGCUGAAGGAAAAGGAGCAGCAGCUGGCCACCCAUCGCCUGCCCCUCAGCUGGAGGAAAAGCCUGAGCCCAAGGGUACUGAAGACUCCAGGGACCUGGAGCCUGGACAUAGACCACCCAGUGCCGCAGCCAGGACCCAAGGGAAGCUGCUCUCUGGAGACCCUCCGGAGUCACCUAGCAAGUCUCCCCUUCCCACAACUGUCUUGUCAAAAUGGUCACCCACUUCUCUUCAGCCACCAUGCCCCUGUGGCAGGUCCUUGCAGCAGGAGCUGCAUAACCUUGGUACUGCCCUCACGGACAAGCUAGACCGGCUUGCAGCAGCCUUGGCAGGCCUGACUCAGGAAGUUGCAACCAUGAAGACCCAAAUGGAUCAACUGCGAAGGCACCCACGGAGCCUUGGCCCAAAAGGUCAGGGUUCCUGGCAGUUGGCCCUCCCCCAGAGACCUCGCUGGGUCAACAGACUGGGCCACAGACAUCUACCCUACUGGAGACAGAAGGGCCCCACCAGGCCCAGACCAAAGAUUCUGCGGACCCAGGCAGAAGGCUGCAAGACUAGUGACCGCCCAGGACUCUCUAGAGGGAAGGGCAGUUUGGUGCCUCAGCUGCCUCCAGAGGCUUCCUUGGUAGAAUCUUCCAGGCCCACCUGUAGUUCAUCCCAGCAGAUCUCCUCUACGCCUGGAGGCCACACUGUGCUGACUGCACACCCUCCUCUGGAGCACACUGCAUGCCACCAGAAUCCCCUCUCCCCUUCAGUGCCUACUUCAGUGCAGGUCCCCCUUGUGGCCUCACCUGCAACCAGUGCAGACACAGAACCUCCGGCUGCUAGAGUGGCAGCCAUCAGCAUUCCAAACCAGCCCAAGGAACCUGACAGCCUGCUAGGGGAAGCCCUCAGCAGAGACCUCUGGGGAGGUGACCACCGGGACCCAAGGUGGGGGGCCCAUUAACUGUUUGUCUGCUCAGCCUUGCUGGAGAUUCUGGGUGGCAGGGAUGUCCUGAUGGGACCCUCUGGAGUCCAGCCAUCCCAGGCUGUCUGCUUUCCAGGGGUUGUAUCUUCCUUCUUACCUGUUCAUCAACCAGCCCUCUCAUUGCUGCUGCAAGUCUGGCUCUUUGCCUCUGCUGUGCCAGGCCUCCAUGGUGUCUGCAUAGAGCCACGACAGAGGCAUUCCUCAGCUGUACCUCUGACUUUCUUGGCUCAGGUUCAGUCAGUUGCUCUUCCUCCUUGGCAAAGCCAUCUAGGUUCCAGGUGGGUGUCAUGCAUACCACAUGUGCACAGAGCCAGCUGCAGAGGGCACCACAAGGGCACCUUAACCAGCUCCUGAUCUCAAGAACACUAAAAGGCUAGCCGUUGUCUGUCUAGAGUGAAUACUUCACAGAUCUCAUUUAGGGAGAGCCUGGUCUAUGGACUAAGCUGAAUUUUCCCACAUAGAUUCUAAAAUUAAAUGUAUUAGUUGCUAAGUAAAGGCCAUUGGCUUCUGUGGAAGGGUGCUCAGAGGGGACAACACUCUGGCAUGGUUGCCCAGAUUGUCACUAGUACAUUGGGACUAGGCAGCUGGUGUCCCCCUCUUCGACACACACCUCACAAGAACUGAGCAUAUGUAGUACAGCUGGGGACAGAGUGCCACAGGGCCUCUGGGGAGAGGACUACACAUGUGUCAGUCUCCUGGGCUGUGUACAAAGUGUCACAGACUUUGGGCAGCUUAGAUCAAGGGUCCCAAAUCUAGGGUCUGCCAGGCUUGGUUCUGAAGGGGACAUUUGACUAUGGGGGGCUGUUUUCAUGCUCACAUGCCAUCUCCUGGGAGUCUUUUCUCUAAGUGCCCUCAUACCAGGACCCAGGCUGUUUUAAAUGGCAUCCAUUCUCAUUUGAACUUAAUCUAAAGACUAGAGAACAUCACAUUCUGAAGUGCUGGGGGUAGGGGACACUUUCCCCUAGUGUCCAGUGUCAGCCUUUUCACAUCAUGACAGUGUUGUCAUCCAGAAAGUUUACAUUCAAGAACCAGACAGUUAAGAUUUUUAAAAAGUCAGAAAAAAACAUGUUUUCAGUAUUUUACAAGUUUGUGUUGGGUUGCGUAUAUCACAUUCCUCAGCUACAUGCAGGUUAGUGGGCUGCAGGUUGGCUGUGCCUGUUAGAAUUGAACAUAAACGGGGAGGAGGGCACCAUCUAGCUCAUGACACACCUAAGACCUAGGCCAGUCUGGGCUGACUAGAUGUCACUCCAUCUGCUUCUGCCCUGGGGCUUGGCACUCUACCACAGCUGGCCACCCUAGAUUUACUCACUUCAGGUCCCUCAGGGUUGUCCUGAAUUCCUUUUGAACCUAAGGCCUUUCACGAGCUGUGUCUAUACCCAUAGGAGCUGGGAAGGCCAGGGCCUGGGGCUGCCUGCUAAAGCUAAGGGUGACAUGGCCUUGUCCUUGACAAGCACAAGCAGUUUCUUGUGGCUACUUUGCCCUGUGACACACUAAAGUAGUGAUCCCUGGAGAUAUCCAGGGCUGGGUACCCCUCAGGGAACCAUGCCUAGAGCUUGGUGAGUAUGGCUUAAACAGACACAGUCAAAACAGAGAAUAGAUUUUAGAACAGUGAUUCUCAACCUAUGGGUCUUGAAGGAUCCACCCUGCGAGGCUCACAUAUCAGAUAUUUCACAUUUCGUUUGGUAACGGUGGCAAAACUGUUGUUAUAAAGUAGCAAUGAAAUAGUUUUAUAGUUGAUGGUCACCUGGUUGCAACAUUAAGAUAGAGAACUGUUUUAGGGACUAAAGACUCCCCAAGAAGUCUGCCUCGACUAGUGUAAGCUGUGCACAGGACAUUGACGUGAGCAAGUCUAGCUCAGUGCCUUCACGUGGAGUAGAAAUCAAGUGGCUGCAGCUUCCACUUGAAAGGAACGGGCAGCUGCAUCUCCAGGCGAGUGGGGCAAUGCUGGUGCUUCAGUGCAGUGGGCAGGGAUAAGGCCCAGGUCCCGGGUAGAGAAGAAACAUUCAACGUCAUAAUCCUACUUGGAAGACUUGGGUAGUCUUAAAUUGGGGACUGGUAUAGGUAUCCCUGGCCAGGACAGGAACUUCGUCCUUUCUCUCCUAAACAUGAGACCAUGUUAUCAAUCAAUGAAAGGGAUGGCAUGUCUGUCUGCCUUGCUGACAGCCAGCACAAGUGACCAAACAGCAUUGUAGGAGAGUUGCCAGGGCCUGUCAUCUCCUGGGUGGUAAGUGCUUCCCUAGGCUGUGCCUGCUUAGAACAAAUAAAGGCAGUUGGGACCAAGCUCACCGUAAGUGGUUCAGAUCCAACUGGACAGUCCUAACAGGUUUAGAGAAAUGUUUAGACUGGAGCAUGGGCCACUGAGUGAACCCUAUGGAUUUCGUCAGCUAUAUCACCACUACACCACUGGAAGGUCUCUAAGGACCUGAUGCUGUCACAGCUGUUAAUCAGCCUUCUGGACUCACUGGGUCCUGUUCCUGGCAGGACAGUUCUGGGACAACUUGUUCAGAGGUAAGGACCAGAAGUCUAUCCUCUACUGAUCUGGCAAGUGGCCAUAGGCCACACCUGAGUGGGGACUUCUUCCUCAUAUCACCCACAGGGUUAAGAGGGUGAGUCCUGCUCACUCUGCAGACUGAUGGAAGGCUGAAGGAGGUAGGUGGCCCCAGGGACCAUCAGUGGCCUCCGGCAGUAUCCUGCAAGUCACUGUUCACCACUGGGGCAUCUCCCACUGGGGCAGACUUCAUCCUACAUGUGGCCCCUGUAAAGUUCUGUGAUUGCAAGGCUUUCCCAUCCUAAUCCAUCUUGCCAGUUUCUGGUCCUGGAGGCCUGAGCCCAUUUACAUGGUGUUGGUUACUGAUUCAUUCACAGUUGAACAUAUCUUCAUACUCUGCUUUGUCCCACUUUCAGAGUUUGGGGUUAGCUGAUUGGGUUUGGUUUUAGUUUUCCUUCCUUCCUGUCUUGUUUUGAAUUGACUGUGGUGGGUUUUGUUGUUGUUUUAUUGUUUUGUUUUAAUUUUUUUCAUAUUCAUUCCACUUCUCCCAAAGAACUAGAAGAGGAAACAUCUGAAUUCAUAAUUCUAUUUGUAAGAUUUCAGUAUUUUCUCAAAUUGAUAAAACAAAUUAGGGUGGAAGUUGAAAUUUUGAGCAAGCUGAUUAACAAAAUUCUCUUGAUUCCUGAAUGUAAACACACUGCACCAUAAGACUGCUGUUUCCACGAAUACACAGAACACUUGGAAAUUAACCUAGUUGACUAAGCCCUAGAGCAAAUAUAAACAAAUUUAAAAGUAUUGAAAUUACAUAGAAUGUAUAUUUUGGCCACACUUUACCUUCUAGGCUAGAGUUAAAUAGCAAAUCCCAGGCAUUUUUAUAUACUCAAAAAAAAUAAAUAAAUAAUGGUUAUACUAUCAAAGCUAACACAAGGAUCUAGCCUGUGGUAAAAUACCAAUGC
Messenger RNA from Mus musculus (house mouse), 8762 nucleotides. It is a transcript of the gene Krabd3, whose product is annotated as KRAB-A domain containing 1. The record is from RefSeq and is marked validated. The coding region runs from base 2166 to 5297 and encodes 1043 amino acids. NCBI's taxonomy places the organism in Eukaryota, Metazoa, Chordata, Mammalia, Rodentia, Muridae. The transcript has 18 exons.